GCACCACCACAGCCCACUUACUACAGCGCCCGCCAGCAACAAGAACCACACUUCAUCUGGGAAGACAUCAACCCGCCAGCUGAAUUCCUCCGCGCCCUCGAUCAACCCCAGGACGAGAAGACCAUGGUCACCUCGAGCAGCAAUUUGUCCUCGAUCCCCGGGGCCGCCUCGUUGCCGGGGUACAACGACGUCAGCGGUGCCGUCAUUGUAGACUGGGAUGGGCAUCCGCGGUUCCUUUCGCCCCAGGAGGAACGAGAGAGGAAGAUACAGCUGGAACAAGCCGUUCGGGAGAGGAUGCUGGGUCUUCCCAGACGGACGGAUUUUGUCUGGGAGCCAUCGUCGGGUCCGAUAUUGCCGCCGUAUUCUCCUGCAAAGGAGGAGAAGAGAUCUUCGCCGUCU
Molecule: messenger RNA, 399 nt
Organism: Aspergillus ochraceoroseus IBT 24754
Lineage: Eukaryota; Fungi; Ascomycota; Eurotiomycetes; Eurotiales; Aspergillaceae
Exons: 1
Source: RefSeq, a predicted model, not a curated record